Messenger RNA from Geodia barretti, 1365 nucleotides. The record is from the annotation of a GenBank genome assembly. Lineage: Eukaryota; Metazoa; Porifera; Demospongiae; Tetractinellida; Geodiidae.
AUGUUGCAGAAGGCUUUAAUAGAGGCCAUUAGAAAGGCAGAUGUUCAUUACUACGAAGACGUCGAUCAACAGGAAAUGUUUGAAGGGGCGAUCAAAGGUGCACUUACCGCUCUGGACGAUCCCUAUACUUUCUACCUGCCGCCGGUGGAUCAGAAACGCGAAGAGGAGAAUCUUUACCAUGCAAAAUUUGGCGGACUGGGUAUUCGGAUUUAUGAGGAUAAAGGUUUUAUAAAAAUUGCUCGGCCCCUGCCCAAUACCCCAGCAAUGCGAGUGGGACUGCAAGCUGGUGAUUACAUAACCAAAGUCGAUGGAGAGCCGAUUCAUAUCAGUGCGGGCGGACAAACGCUUGCAGAAGUCGUUGAUAUUUUAAGAGGAUUAAUUGGCACAGAGGUCACCGUUACGGUGCAGCGACGAGGACAUUCGGAUCCAUUUGAUGUGACAUUAAUCCGUGAGGAAAUUAAAAUCACUAGCGUUAAGCAAACGAUGCUAGAGGACGGAAUCGGUUAUAUAAAAAUUGAGAGCUUCACCGGCAGAACCGUUGAAGAGUUUAAGAAGGCACUAAAGACCUUACUUGAUGCUGAAGACGGAGCGAUGACGGCACUGAUUCUGGAUCUCCGACACAAUUCGGGAGGAUUGCUUCAAGCUGCCUACGACGUGGCUGAUGCCUUUAUCUCUAGGGGAAAUAUUGUGUCAACACAAGGACGACUUAAUAGAUACAACCAAGAGUAUCCGGCAACGCCUGAAACACUUUGUCCAGCCGAGAUCGAGCUAGUUGUGCUUGUGAAUGAGUAUAGCGCGAGCGGUUCUGAAAUUGUCGCAGGCGCCAUCAAGGAUUCCAAGCGGGGAGCCAUCCUCGGCAAGAAAACUUUCGGCAAAGGUGUUGUUCAGCAACGGUUUCCUUUGAACAGCUUAGACAAAAAAGGCGCAGUAUCACUCACAAUCUCGACUUAUUACACACCGAGCGGCGUCUCGAUUAAUGAAACCGGGAUUGAGCCAAACGUUGAGGUCGAGAUGAGCAAACUUGAUGAAGUAACAGCGGCGAUGCGGUUGUAUGCGAGGAAAUAUGUCGAAACGUUUGUUGAGGAGUGGAUCGAACGGACAGAGAAGGAGAUGGGGAAAACUCCCAAAGAUUUCUCUCAGUUGGAGGCAGAGCUCCCAGACUUAAUGACGACACUUGCGGAACACAAUAUCACACUUGAUAUGGAGAUUAUCAAGAACGAGGCAAAUGCCUUCUUCAACAGAAAUGUCGGUCUUGAUCCAUUGAUCGAUCUCGUCAAUGACAACCAGUUACUAGACGCAAUCCAGCUUAUCAAAACGGGUGGAGUUGAAGCAGUCCUCGCAUCAUCUACAACAGUAGAUCUCUAA